AGGGGCCGAUGAGAAGCAGGAGAAGGGAAGGACAGAGACCGUGAGAGAGGAGGUUAGUGAUCGACGGGGUGCUGCCUGUGGAGCGGAGCCGGAUACCGACUAUUUUUAGCCCCAAGGACCCCCCUCCAGCCUCAGAGGGGACCUAGCCCUUCCUGCUUCACGGCAGCCCGCGCACCGGGCGUCCUGUGCCUCUGAAGACGUGGCAACCCCCAGGUCCUCUGUGGGCCCGCCCCCACUGUGAGUCUGUUUCCCCGGCAGUCCAGGUCGCCCAGCUCCCUCCAUCCCUCCCCGGCCCCGGGCCGGACUAGUGCCCGCACGCCCGUCCUCCCGGCUCGGGCUCCCGGACAGUGCGGCGACCGCAGCGGCCCCAUCCAUUCAUCAUCGCCAGAGCAAAUCAUCUCUCUGCCCCUACCAGGUGUGCCAGAAGCAGUGCCAACCUGCCCCCCUGCAGCCUCGGCUCCAUGGGGUGGUGACCCCCCCCACUCUGCUCCAGCGCCAUGUGGCCCAACAGCAGUGCUCUGGGGCCCUGUUUCCGGCCCAUGAACAUCACGCUGGAGGAACGGCGCAUGAUCGCCUCUCCAUGGUUUGCCGCCUCCUUCUGCCUGGUGGGCCUGGCCUCCAACCUGCUGGCCCUGACCGUGCUGGCAGGCGCGCGGCAGGGCAGCUCCCAGACGCGAUCCUCCUUCCUCACCUUCCUCUGUGGCCUCGUCCUCACCGACUUCCUGGGGCUGUUCAUCACCGGUGCCAUCGUGGUGUCCCAGCACGCCAACCUCUUUGACUGGCACUCCGUGGACCCUGGCUGCCACCUCUGCCGCUUCAUGGGCGUGGUCAUGGUCUUCUUCGGCCUGUGCCCGCUGCUGCUGGGGGUUGCCAUGGCCUCGGAGCGCUACCUGGGUAUCACGCGACCCUUCUCACGCCCUGCGGCUGCCUCGCAGCGCCGUGCCUGGACCACCGUGGGGCUGGUGUGGGCCGCCGCGCUGGCACUGGGCCUGCUGCCCCUGCUGGGCGUGGGCCGCUACACUGUGCAGUACCCGGGCUCUUGGUGCUUCCUCACGCUGGGCCCGGAGCCUGGAGACGUGGCCUUCGGCUUGCUGUUUGCACUCCUUGGCAGUUUCUCUGUGGGGCUGUCCUUCCUGCUCAAUACCAUCAGUGUAGCCACUCUGUGCCAUGUGUACUACGGGCAGGAGGCCGCCCAGCAGCGGCCACGGGACUGCGAGGUUGAGAUGAUGGCUCAGCUCACCGGCAUCAUGGUGGUGGCCAGUGUCUGCUGGAUGCCGCUGCUGGUCUUCAUCGCCCAGACGGUGCUGCGGAGCCCGCCAGCCAUGAAUGCAGCUGGACAGCUGUCCGAAGCCACGGAGAAACAGCUGCUCAUUUACCUGCGUGUGGCCACCUGGAACCAGAUCCUGGACCCCUGGGUGUACAUCCUGUUCCGCCGGGCUGUGAUCCGGCGCCUGCACCCCGGCCUUGGUGCCCAGGCCAGGUCACUGUCAAUGCAGCCCCAGCUCAACCGGAGGCCCACCGUGGCAUAGAGCCAGGGGCAGACAUCAGUGGUGGCUCUGGAAGGACAGCCAGACAGAGUGCCCUGCUGCGCGUCCCCCAUUCAACCUCGGUCCUCCCUGACAGUCACGUCCGCCCAUUCUGAAGUCCAGGAGCUGGCAGUGUGGGAUAGACAGAGGGUGCAAGUGGCAAGAUUGUGAGCUAUGUUCCAUCAGCCCUGAGGACCCCCAGCUCUUCCCUGAUCCCCUUUUCCAAGGCCCCUCCCUUCUCUCAGCCCCCUCCCAACUCCAGGAAGGGUGAGGGGGGGUGUAGGGGGGUGUCUGGAGGCAGUUAGACUUGUAAGCCUUCCCUUCAGAAGUCCUCAGGAAAUUAGGGGUUCUGACCACUAAAUGUGACCUAUUCUCUGAGGAGCAGUUGAUCCCCUUUGACACCCCAACCCGAGAAGGCUCUGUCUAGAAAAGAUUGAAUGUAAAUGGGCAGGACACCCCCUCUUUUGCCAAAAUAUAACUCAGCCCAGCUUUAUUUUCCUUUGAGUCUGGAAGUCAGUUGGCAUUUGUGGAAGUUCGGUGCACCGUGUUGCUCUCCAGCUGUGCAGCAGCUGAGAACAGGACGGGGGAAGGGCAGAGGGCGGAGCCGCGUUCUGUCUCCUCUCCCCUCAUCCUUUAUCAUGUCGGCUCUCCCAGAACCCUCCCUACAGCCCCUAGAGAGGGUCCUGGUAUUAAACCCACUUUGCACGGGAGGAAAAGAAAAGGAGAGCCCUGCCUGGUGUGGCCCAGUGGAUUGAGUGCCAGCCUACACACCAAAGGGUCACUGGUUCAAUUCCCAGGCAGGACACAAGCCUAGGUUUAGGCUGGGUCCCCAGCAGGGGGCACACGAGAGGCAACCACACUGCUGUUUCUCUCCCUCGCUUUCUCCCUUCCUUCUCCUCUCUCUAAAAAAUAAAUAAACAAAAUCUAAAAAGAGAAAAGAAAGGGAGAGAUACACACAAGACCAUGAAAUGAUGCCUGCUUCCUCCACUCUGGAUGGAGUCAUUCCCUCAUAAGCUUAUCAUUUAGCCAUUCAUCCACCUAACACUCAGAUUACCAGUGCCUUAAACAAACAGCACCUGACCCACAGUAGGUGCUCAAUAAAAACUGACUGAAUGGACGAAUGAAUGGAGCUUUUGAGGAGGGCCAUGUAUGUGCAAGUACAUGAGUACAUGCACAGUGAGUAUUUGUAAAGCACCUGGCACACAGUAGAUACUUAAGAAGCAGCCAGUGUUGUCAUAGCUCCCUGGAGCCUCGUGCCUGUUGCUUCCUCUGCUUUCCCCCAAACUCCCUCAAAAACCUCACACCUGGUCGGUCCUGCCUGAUGUGGCUCAGUUGGAGCCGUCCCAUGAAGCAAAAGUUCGCCUGUUCAAUUCCCAGUCGGGGCACAUGCCUGGGUUGCUUGUUCGGUCCUAACUGGGGUGUGUACAAGGGGCAACCCAUCAAUGUUUCUCUCACAUAAAUGUUUCUCUCCCUCUCCUUCUCUCUCUAAAAAUAAAUAAAAUCUUUUUAAAAAAGGAUUAAAAGUAACAAAAAACAAAAACCA
Molecule: messenger RNA, 3069 nt
Organism: Artibeus jamaicensis (Jamaican fruit-eating bat)
Lineage: Eukaryota; Metazoa; Chordata; Mammalia; Chiroptera; Phyllostomidae
Gene: TBXA2R
Product: thromboxane A2 receptor
Exons: 3
Coding region: 498-1529 (343 amino acids)
Biological process (GO): positive regulation of blood pressure; positive regulation of vasoconstriction; positive regulation of cytosolic calcium ion concentration
Cellular component (GO): plasma membrane
Molecular function (GO): thromboxane A2 receptor activity
Source: RefSeq, a predicted model, not a curated record